GUGAUGAGGAAGGGAGUGGAAGGAGGAAUAGGGAUUCUUUGUGGGCGAGGAGGACCGAGAGAUUCUUGAGGGACCAACGAUGGAUUGUACCCCGCCUUGCAUUUUAGUUGGUUGGUGUUGUCAUUCUCCCACACAUUUCAUUGCAGUGCUAUAACCGCUGCUCAAAUUGGUCUCCUCUUUGCACAUUGCGGUGAAGUUCACAAAGGGUUGUAACGCAUCCGUGAGUGUUUGGACCUUCAGGAUGUCUUGUCUUUUCAUCGUGUGGCACGGGGCUGUGGUUUCAUUGUCGGCUACUCUUGUGGCAAUCUGAGGCGUGUUAUUGGCAUGCGAUUCGAGACCGUUGGAAAGUGGGUGCCGCAGUUGAUAUCUCGUCUUGAUCGACUCAGAUCGCGUAUCUUGAGAGAUGGGCGGCUCCGAUAGUGAAGGAUACGAUAGUGAAGAGCUCGACUUCGACGAGUUAACUGAGGCACAUGGGGAGGCCUCGGCGGGUCUCAAAGACGGAACACUGAAAUUCGCAAAUGUCGACGGCACAUUCAGAUGCCCCUAUUCGCCAGCUCGAAAGAAGCAGGACUACAAGUACCGUGAAAUAUUACAGCAUGCUGUGGGAGUUGGUGCUGGGCACCGGGGCCCUGUAGCUGCUGGGCAGCAUCGUGCCUUGCGAGAGUACCUGGAGAAGGAUGUUGCUGCCAGGGCACAGCCUCAGGCGGAGCGACCAUUACAUUUGCAGCUGCAGCAAAAUGUGCCGUGUAGGGUGGACAGCGAGGAGAAGCGGAUGUUCUACCCUUGGAUGGGCAUAUUGCAGAACAUUGAUAAUCGGACUAUAAGCCCAACCGAUGGUUCCCGGAUAGGUCCUUGUGCGGCCGACAUUAAGGAGAAGCUCAAGGCCUUCAAUCCUCGAUCGAUUAAGGUGAUGCAUGAUGAUGGAGGGCACCUGGGUGUGGUUAUCAUUGGGUUUCGAAGCUCCAUGGAUGGAUUUAAGGAUGCUGUGGAAUUUGAAAAUAGUUUCAACAAUGUGAGGCAAGGGCGGUGGGAUUUUGAAAGGGACUCUCCGAAUGGGUAUACCGGCACACAAUUGUAUGGGUGGAUGGCCACCGAGAAGGAUGUCGACUCUAAGGAAGUCUUAAGUGAGCACUUGAAAUUGAAUGGUGACUUAAAAACCCUUCCAGAGAUUGUCUGGGAACUGGAACAUCGAACCCAGCAGCGAACACAGAUCCUCAAGGAAGCCCUGACCAAAAAGGACGAUGACUUGCAAGUUACUCAUGAGGAAAACUGGAGCUUGACAAACAGGGUACAUAAUGUUACGGCUCUCCUUGAACAAGCUCAACUGGAAAAUCAGAAACUAUUAGAAGGUUGCACAAAAGUUAAGAUGGCAGUGCUUUGCUCUGAUUAAUCCGGACAUCCUUAUGUUAUCGUCAUGUACAAGAGACACAUCAUGAAUGCUGAGAAUGCUCGAAAUGAUAUCAAAAAAAAAAAAAAAACAAAACAAAACAAAACAAAAAACAAAGGGGGCAAGAGGUACCUAAUAGCGACUUACAUUUUUUUGCGCUCUACAUCUGUUAGCCUUACAGAUGUUCUCUGUAGAACUUGUAGUUCAGUAUGUAGCUAUAUAUACCACUAUCGUCACACAACCAGGCCGAACAGGAAAGCGCCGAAAAGUACACAACAGGCUUUUCGAUACUGUUGAAGCUUUUCUUUCGCAAAUUUGGAAAUUCGCCCAUUAGAACAGCAAUGAGAUUGCUGGAAUAUCCACUCCUUCCCAACUAUACAGUAUCAGCUUUAAACAAGAGUGUCUGAGUACAUGUAUAUCUGCAAAUAGAAUUUUAUCUGCAGUUUGCUCUGCCAGAUAACUCGAGCCAUCACGUUGCGAAAGUUAAGACUGCCGUUUUCAAUCACAGAUAUUUCUGCAUAA
Molecule: messenger RNA, 1909 nt
Organism: Physcomitrium patens
Lineage: Eukaryota; Viridiplantae; Streptophyta; Bryopsida; Funariales; Funariaceae
Product: protein INVOLVED IN DE NOVO 2
Biological process (GO): gene silencing by siRNA-directed DNA methylation
Source: RefSeq, a predicted model, not a curated record